GGCAGACUAAGGGUCUUCAUCCAACCCUGAUGUUUCAUCCUUUUCUACCAAUUUUGCCCCCAAUCAAUGUAGGUUGCCCACAAAGAAGUCUCCAAUUGAAUGCAAACAACUGAAUCGUUUCGCAUCCAAGCCUCAAACCGUCAGAGUUACACUUGAAAUUGAUGAAUGGGAGUUCAAAUCGAUUAAUGGUAGUUAGAUUCGAGAAAAGUUGAAGAACCGUCGUUCUAGGGUUCCAACCACUUGAUGGUCUAAAAAACAGACGGACUGUAGAUCGUAUAUGCUUACUGCUAACAAUGAUUCAUUUGCUAUCGACUGAAUAAGGGUUUAAACGGAGAACUCAAGCCUUUGAUCAUGGCGGUUAAUCCUCACUUGGAACUUGCUAAGAUGGAACAGAUAAUCACUGAAUUCUUCGCAAAAAGUUUGCAUAUAAUUCUUGAAUCCUGGUGUCCAUUUGUGUCAUCGCGUAAUUACAACAGUGAGAGGUUGUAUUCGCCUUCAUCAUCUACGUCAUCAUUUUCCAAUAUGAGGCCUAGGGAUAAGUGGUUUAAUCUGGCUCUGCGGGACUGCCCUGCGGCACUUGAAAACAUCGAUUUCUGGCGUCAAAGUAACCUCGAGCCGAUGGUGGUGGAUGUAGUUUUGGUUCAAAGACCGGUUAAUUGGGAUUCUGCAAGAAGUUCACCCAAAGUAGCGCUUGAAAGGAACUUAUCGUCGAAAGAUCGGUUCCCGGUUGUGUGGAGAUCAGAUUCUGACGAGUUCGGGUGUGAUGGAUACAGUGAAAAGAUCAUCGAGAGAUGGAUCGUGCAGUAUGAUAGUAAAAAGGGCGGUAAAGAAACUUCUUCGGGGAACAAACGACCAAACUCAACAAGCUUACACGCGUUAUACAAGAAAUCAAUUUUGCUUCUAAGAUCGUUGUAUGUAACUGUUAGGCUUUUACCUGCUUACAAGAUUUUCCGUGAGAUCAAUUCUUCUAGGCAGAUUCGAUCGUUUAGUUUAAUCCACAGGGUAUCUUCAUCUGUUGAGCCGCUCACUCAUAGAGACGGAGCUGAAAUGCAACCAUUUACGUUCACUCCUGUGGAUACAUCUAACGGUAAACUUUGCGUUUCGCAAUUAUAUCUUCCUUCGAUUUCCAACACCACUUCAGAGUCAUCUACGCCGAUGUCUCCGCAAUUCAUACCGGAUUAUGUCGGUAAUCCAUUGGCAGAUCCGUUAAAAAGAUUACCGUCACUUCCAAUGCCACAAUAUUCUCCAUCGUCUUCACCAUUCGGAAGACGUCAUAGUUGGAGUUACGAUGCAAGUCACGCGUCACCACCAUCAGCAUUGCCAUCUCCGUCACCUACAUUAGUAAUAACACGUUUAAACUCGAACAAAAACACAGCUAUGGAGUAUGUGCUCUUCUUCUAUUUGCCACCAUGAUCGAUUCUUUCAUCUUUGCAUCUCAACGCAGAUGCUCAAACUGGAACUUUUAAAUCAGAUGGACGGUUUUGACCAGACAGUAAAUGUUAAGGUUAUUACGGCAACUAACUGUGCUGAUACUUUGGAUCUGAUUGUUCUCCCUGGUAGGCUUGAUCGCAAGAUUGAGUUUUGUUUGCCUAAUAGGUGACAAAAAAAGACUUGUUUUUGCGGUUAUUUACUUCUCAUAAUCAUAUCUCUAUAUUCUAAAUAGUUUGUUGAAAUAAUAUGCUGUUUACACUUCAUUUUAGUUUGUUGUUUAACCUGUCAAAAUGGGGAUGUCUACCGUUUGGAGGCCAGUUGGGUAAUAUGCAAAAAGCAGGAUUUCUACUCAGGCCAAUUGUCUCCUAACCACGUCUUCAUACGCGGUAUUUAAUAUCAUUUUCAUAUGCUGCCCCUGUUUCCAAGUUAUGAUGAUAUGCUUAUGUCCAAAGGACGCUGGGAUUUUUUAGUCGAUUGGUGGGGCAGGGCAACUGAUUUUUAUUACAAUUGCUUUGCUAUGACAUGGUAACCUGUUAGUAUGCAGUCUUCAACUCCAAUAAGUUUUUACAUAUACAAAUCGCUUUCAGACUUCAAAGACUUUUAACAAAGAAAACACCAGGAGCUGACCGGAAUUUGUUAACAGUUGCAGAGCUACUAGAAGCUAAAAAAAGUCAUGAAACCAAAGCAAAACCGCUACGCCUACUUAGCAAAAGUCAAGGCAAUCCACACAAACCGCAGCGGGUAUUACUUUCUGUGUCCUAAAUGCCCAAAAAAGAUGCUCAAAUAAAACUGUUUUACUUCAGAAUCCAAAAUUUGUAAGGAUAUUAGAAAUUUAGAACUGCUAUCUACUAAAUAGGUUAUUCCUAGAAUUUAUAGCACAUUGCUUUUUUUUUUUUGGUAUACGACUAUUAACUUAUAGCCAUUUUACCUACCUGUAGUUGUAUUUGAAAUCCCCAACUUGUUAGUGGAUAGUAUGAAUUUACAGUACCUAUUUCUAUUUUG
Molecule: messenger RNA, 2433 nt
Organism: Helianthus annuus (common sunflower)
Lineage: Eukaryota; Viridiplantae; Streptophyta; Magnoliopsida; Asterales; Asteraceae
Product: autophagy-related protein 13b
Exons: 4
Coding region: 352-1413 (353 amino acids)
Biological process (GO): autophagosome assembly; piecemeal microautophagy of the nucleus; protein localization to phagophore assembly site
Cellular component (GO): cytosol; phagophore assembly site; extrinsic component of membrane
Source: RefSeq, a predicted model, not a curated record